Molecule: messenger RNA, 2010 nt
Organism: Sardina pilchardus (European sardine)
Lineage: Eukaryota; Metazoa; Chordata; Actinopteri; Clupeiformes; Clupeidae
Gene: stpg2
Product: sperm-tail PG-rich repeat containing 2
Exons: 13
Coding region: 147-1850 (567 amino acids)
Source: RefSeq, a predicted model, not a curated record
CCAACAAGAGAUGAACGACAGACAGGCUAGCACUUCGAACAUUAGAUAAACACACCCGACUAACAGAUUUACAUCAUGGUCUAACAGUUUGCGUCUGAUGUUAAUACGAGUUAACAACGUGUGCUCCAGAUUAAACAUUAGCCAAGAUGUAUGGUCGCUCCCCUCGAGUUACGUCUUUAACAGUGGGAUGUACCCCUACAAAACUGGGUCCAGGAUCAUACGAGGUCAACCAUUCCCAAACCAGUGCAUCGGAUGGCUAUGCACCAUUUCUAUCACUAACUAAGAGGCAGACAUUGUUCCACCACUCUGAUGAUGAGUUGACGACCCCAGGCCCAGCCCAGUACAACUCCUUGGUCAAGAGUCAUAUCGUUGGAGGACAGAGUCUCCAGAAUCGUUCCAGGCGCUUUGUGGAGUCGGAUCCAGCUGUGCCCGGCCCGGGAGCAUAUAAUCUUUCCCUAGCAGUUGGAUCUAAACAUCAGGUUACCAAACAGAGAGAGCAUAAGAAAUUGCAGGCAGUGCCUAAUCGCAUCAAGUUCAUUCAACAAGCUGACAUCCCUUCCAUCCCAUUUCCUGGACAGUCUUAUGGCUAUGAGGAGAACAAUCAGGGACUGCUCUGCAAACAGGCACCUCCAGACAGGGAUGAUACACUGGGACCUGCUUUCUAUAACCCACUGAAAGCAGAAAACACAUCCUCGCAGAAGUACAAAGGGAUCCAUUUUGGAAAUAUGACUGGGAAACGCAAGGAAAAUAAGGUUAUCGAAGGCCCUGGUCCUGGUCAAUAUGAUCCUGAUGUGCAUGAUGCCCCUUCCUAUGAGAACAUCAACUUGAGGAAGGAGAAGAAGAGUAGGGUGGAGUUGGCCAUCCCUCGUUAUCAUGAAAUUGUCACCCUUCAGGAAGAGAAGAAGGGUGUGCCAGGACCUGGUCAGUACCACAUCAAGAGUCAGUUUGAGAAGUCCGGAAGCUUCCACAGAGCCCCUUUAGGCUACAUCCCUCCCUUUCUCUCGCAGGCCCAGCGCUUUACCUCGGCGAAGGAGGUGGCGCCCCCUGUUGGUGCCUAUAAUGACCCGCGCUGUGCGUUGGAGCUGCUGAAGAAGACUACUAGCCGCAAGAGCAGCCCGUUUGGAUUGACGGCUGUGCGAUUUGUCUCAGAGAAAAAGAAACCAUCCACUCCAGGCCCAGGUGCUUAUAACAUAUUUGACUACGGGCUUGCUCAGGAAAGCAUUAAAAAGGCGUUCUUGGAAAGCACGAGGAGAGGAGCAUUUGGCUCGUCAGCGUGCCGCAAUCCCCUGUUCAUCAACAGAUCAGACGUUCAUGUUCCUGGGCCCGGACAGUACAAGGUGGAGAAGAAGUCUGAGGAGCCGUACAAGCGUAAACAGACUGCGGCGUUCAAGUCCGAAACAGAACGCCUGCCAACCCCGACGAUGACCAAAGACACCCCUCCGGCCAGCCUGUACAACGUCCGCGAGGCCUACGAGAAGACCUACGGCCACAGGCGCUACUCUGUGCCCCGGAACGAGGACGCCAAGAGGAGACAGGGCUCCUUCCUGAGUGCUACGCCCCGAACGUCCGCCUUCGUACGCCUCCGCGCCGACACUCCAGGACCGGGCCAUUACAGUCCAGAGAUCAAGUCCAGUGCCAAGCUGGCGUUGAUCGGCUCCCACGAGGACCGUUUCAAGAGCCACAAGGACACGACUCCUGGCCCAGGCACCUACCAGUUGAGCCCUGCGAUAGCGGACACGGUGCUCAAAGGCACAUUCAACGUGACCCUGCACAACCCGCUGGUGGUGCCCAGUCCAGCCUUGAGGGCCGUGGGCACCAUGCCAGAGAACCUCUCCAUCCACAGCACGUAGCGGCCGGCCAAAAGCUCACCAGGACCCCCGCGCGUGGGUGGUCAUUUCCUAACUCACCUCUAUCAUUUCUAAGCUCUCUAAGGCCUGAAGCGGGUCACUUUCCAUCCAUAAAAGUUAGUCUGGAUAGAUUAAUGAAUAAAUUCUACAAUUUAAGAAUUUG